CAUGCGUAAACCAAGGCCUAAUAGAUUUCUCGAGGAGAGAGAAAGCAACACGUUAAUCACGUUUGCAGAUUUCGAAUGUACGCAGCACGAUGAGGUGCAUGCGAAAAAUCGCGAUGGGGUACGUAGAAUCCAUAGAGUGAAUUUGGUAUGCUCCCAAACUGUUUGUAAGAAAUGCCGGGACAGGGAGAUUAGCGAAGACGACCAACAAUGCGAAGUGUGUGGAAUACGCGAAUUAUGUAUUUCGAAUAUUAACGAUCAUAGCUUGAACGUCGUAAAAGCGUUUCUCGAGGUGCUUAAUGAAAAAAGCAGUGGGACACAUCGGCCUGGCAACUCGAAGCGUAGAUUAACAGAUCACGUGUGCCUGUUUCAUAAUCUUAAAGGUUAUGACGGUAUCUUAAUCAUGAGCGAAAUACUACGUACCAACAAAUGGAAUGUGAAAUCUGUAAUACUAAAUGGAUUAACUGUAAUGCAGCUAGAGAUUGUUCACAUCGAGUCAGGCGUAAGAAUUUCAUUUAAGGAUUUCAUUAAUUUUGUACCAUGCAGUCUUAGCAAAUUACCAAAAGCAUUCAAACUAAGCGGCGAUUUAGCAAAAGGUUACUUUCCCCAUUUGUUCAAUCGACCGGAAAAUUACGCGUACAGAGAAAAAACGUUACCUCCGAUUGAGUUCUAUGACCCUACAAAUAUGGCCGUUUCUCAAUACGAAGCCUUCAAUUGUUGGUAUGAAAAAGAAGUGAAACGUCUAGAGGAAUCACCUGAGGAGGUCUUUGAUUUCUCAACUGAGAUAGUAAAGUACUGUAAAAACGAUGUGACAAUUCUGAGACAAGCUGCAUUGCAAUUUAACUCAUUCUUCGAGCAAUAUGCCUGCAGUCCAUUUCUUGAAUCUGUAACAAUUGCUUCUCUUGUAAGCCUUUUGUACAGAAGGAACUUUUACAAACCAGAAUCAAUAGGUUUGAUACCGAAAAGCGAUUCAUUUAGAACUGACCAGAGUAAAGAAGCUUUGAUGUAUUUUAGAUAUUUAGAGACCGAACUCAAUUUGGUCAAUCUCAAGCACGCUGGGAAUGGGCAAGAGCAAAUUGUCGGAGGAUAUCCUGUUGACGCAUUAGACACAGCAAAUAAUACUAUUUACCAAUAUAUGGGUGACUACUGGCAUUUCUGUCGAGAUUGCUAUCCAGACGACGAAAAAGCCAACUUUGAGGCUAAAAAACAACACGAAUCUGGACUGGCCAGAAGACAGGCUACAUUUAUGCGAACCAAAGCGCUGGAAAAUUUGGGAUACAGGGUUGUAGAUAUGUAUGGAUGCAAAUUUAAAGCAUUAUUGAAAGAUCAGCCACAAGUUAAGGAGAAAUUACUGAAAGAUCCGAUUGUUCAAAAGGGUUAUUUGCGUGCAAGGAAUUGCCUUAGCGGUGGUCGUACUAACAGUGUCAUUUUAUUGCAUGAAUGCGGUCAUGACGAGGAAAUUAAUUAUUACGAUUUUACUUCCCUCUAUCCGACCACCCAGAAAUACUGUGAAUAUAUUGUAGGCCAUCCUACCGUCUACACCUCGAAUUUCCCUAGUCUCGAAUCUGUAAAGGGAUUUGUUUUCUGCAGAGUGUUACCCCCAGAUUCUCUUUAUCACCCUGUCCUACCCCAAAAAGUUGGAGAUAAACUUUUGUUCCAUCUAUGUAAGAUAUGCGCUGUUGAAAAAAACCACGACACUCCUUACUGCACGCACACCGAUGACGAAAGAUCAUUUGAUGGCUCUUGGAGUUCGUGGGAGCUGAACUUGGCCAGGAAAUUUGGAUACAAGAUCACUGAAAUUUACGAAAUCUGGCACUAUGAGAAAACAACAAAGUACAAGAAGGAUGAAGAUGAAGGCCUUUUCACCAGCUUUGUGAACGCUUUCCUGAAAUUGAAGCAGGAAGCAUCCGGUUGGCCGGUAAACAAUAUGUCUAACGAGGACAAGAAAAAAUACAUCGAAUCAUACGCUGUCGAAGAAAACAUCGAACUGGACGAAAGCAAAAUCGAGAAGAAUGAGGUCAUAAGAACCGUAGCAAAACUCUGCCUUAAUUCGCUAUGGGGAAAAUUCGGUCAAAACGUAAGGAGUAAAUCAGCAGUUAUUGGUGAACGCAGCAGGCUUCUUGAACUUCUCUCAGCUCCUAACGUGACUGUCACUAAUAUUAUGUGUGAUGCGACAUCAAAAGUUGUGGUUCAGUACAAUGACGACCAGGAUACUCUGAAUAAUGUUAAUGUCUUGGUAAGAAUGUUCUAG
Messenger RNA from Cloeon dipterum, 2248 nucleotides. RefSeq lists its product as uncharacterized. Gene Ontology annotation, molecular function: DNA binding; DNA-directed DNA polymerase activity; nucleotide binding. Bases 2 to 2248 code for a protein of 748 amino acids. The record is from RefSeq and is a predicted model, not a curated record. The transcript is spliced from 4 exons. NCBI's taxonomy places the organism in Eukaryota, Metazoa, Arthropoda, Insecta, Ephemeroptera, Baetidae. Gene Ontology annotation, biological process: DNA replication.